UUUCCUCAGCACUGGUCUCUGUUCCAUUAGAAGCAAGAAAGGCUAUCUCGGUUUCUCUGAUGGCGAUAAAGAUUUGGUAUUAAUAGCUAGGGUUUGAUCGUUCUGUUUUCUGUAGCUUGUCAUGGAUUCUUCUUGGCCAGUGCUUGAUUUCUAGUGAGUGAUUGCGUGCAUCACUUUUGCUUGAGCAGUUUUUGAGGUUGAUUUUCAGCUGAAAUUAGGGUUUUGGAGAUGAAUCUGGUUUCUUGGCAAUCAAAGCGGCUUUUUUACUCCAACUUUUUUCCAAAGAUUUUCUCGGAAAGAAAAUUUUGGUUCUAACCGAUUUCAGUUAUACGAUUUCUUCGGAAAUGGGAAAAUGCUCCAUCACCAAUAUCUCCAACUCGUUUCCGGAAUGCGCCUAUUCUCCUUACCAUGCAAGAGCCCAUUCUGAUGAAGAUUAUAGUCCUGAAAGUUUGAAAUCAGCUGCCAGAGAAGUCAGUAUCACCACUGACUCUGAAACCAGACUCAUUAAAUCAAUCGUACAAGACGACAAGGCUCAGCUCAUAUCUCUCUCGAGGUUUUUCCUUGACACCAACAAGAGCUCCACAAUGGAACUAACAGUUGUCUCGAAGCUCCUUCAUCUCUGCUGCGCUUUCGAUUCUGUCGACUGCGCUACGGCACUGGUCAAUGGAGAGCUAGGAGCCAUGCCGUUGGUGAACGAGGUGGACACUGCCGGGCUGUCACCGCUGCACGCUGCGGCCGAGGCUCACGCUGCGCGUUGCGUGGAGAUGCUGCUGAGAAAACGCGCCCGUACGGAUCUGAAGACUAGAGACGGACGAGGACUGCUCCCUCUGGAGCUGUCGCUGUCGAGAACCAGAAUGGAUGUUUUUUGGAACCCGGAUGACCACUCCAUCGAAGAUUUGGUGGUUCAGCUUAGUGAAAAGGAUUUGACCGCUAUAAAACUUCUUAGCGAGAAGACAAAGGAAGUCGACGAGGUGGCGUAUGCAAGCGCCAUUGGAGGGCGGGUUGUGGAUUUAGCUGCUCUGUUAGUAGUAGCGGCACAGAAAGUAAAUGAGUCGAUUUUGGAGUUGCACGAUGCAGAUUUAAAUUCCAAAGAGAGGACCACGAUUUACGAACGGGUGAUUAGAGAGGCAUUAAGCCUGAGUCGCUCUGCGACAUCGCUGAGUGCCGUCAAACGAAAGAUUGCUCCAACCAAGAGCGAGAGCGCCGGGAAAAGGAAGCUUUUGCUCUGCGAGAUUGAGUUGCUUCAGCUAUUCGACGCCGUUGCCCAAACCACCGGUUGUACGGAAAAGAAGGUGACAUCACCCUUAAUAUUGGCGUCGCAGGCUGCAGAUGAAGCCAUUAUUAAACUGCUUCUGAAGACUAACAUAGAUGUAAAUGAUGUGGAUACUGAAGGGAACUCUGCUCUUCAUUGGUGCCUCAAGACAUCUAAGGGAUCAUGUUUUCAGCAGAUCAAGAUUAUGUGGCUCCUGCUGAAGCAUGGUGCCCGAGUGAACCAAAAAAAUAAAUUGGGGCUAACUGCAGUUCAUCUUGCUGCUGCAAAUGGUAAUUUGCAUGCACUUAAGGCCCUUUUACUGGAAGACCCAGAUUGCGUCAACUCUAAAACAGAAACAAAAGAAACCCCACUGUUUUUUGCCGUGAAGAAUAACUGUAAAGACUGUGCUGAGGUUCUUCUGCGCUGGGGAGCAAGUACAGAGGUCUUUAACUUGCGAAAGCAAAGACCUGUAGACUUGGCAGAGUCACAAGACAUGCGUUUCUUGCUUAACCCAAUGAAUAUUAGCCUCACAAAUCGUGCUUUCCCUUUUCAACAGAAGUAUACUGCAUGGUUACAAGGAGAUGAGGUGAUCGCAGAGACUUGUGAAGAGCUUUUUGAUAUGAAAGAUGAAGGCAAAACCACUUACAGUAGAACUUGCUCAAGUGUGAAGACAGAGAUAUGCAAAUACUUUGAAUCUCCUACUGGAUGUGUUAGAGGCAGUAAGUGCUUUUAUGUGCAUGCUGAACAGGAGCCCAGGCAGAUGAAGCAGGGAAGAGAAAUAAUUCAUUCAUCCACGACACGGGACCUUGAACAGAAAAUCUUUGUAGGAGGCUUACCUCCUUCCGUGGAUUCUGCAGAUUUAUUGCACAAAUUUUUUGAAGAGAAAUUUGGUUCGGUGGCUGAUGCCAGUGUUGUGGGAGCUCUAACGGGAGACAAGAUACAAUCCCGAGGAUUUGGUUUUGUCACCUUUAAACGCAAGAAAUCUGUUACAGCAGCUGUUGAAGCACGCUAUGUCUCUGUUAUGGGCAAGCAAAUUGAGAUCAAAAGUGCUCUUCCAAAGUGCCUUUUAUCAGCUGAGCUUAAGAAAUCACCUCAACAACAUGAACAAGAACAGAGUGAUGAGCAUCUACCACAAGAGAAGAUGAUUAAAGAGAAGGAUACAAAGGAGAUGGCUGAUUGGCAGACACCCAGUGAGAAGGUAAAAAGGGACCUGCCCAGUUGGCAGUCGCCUAAUGAGAUGAAUGAAGAAGAGAUGCCCAGCUUUAAUACCACAGAAGAGGGUAAAUCAAUGCUAAUGUCUUGGGUCGAUACACUAAUAUGUGGUCAACCAAAGGCAUGUUCUAAUGAAUCUCAAAUGCACAAAGAAGGCAUGCCCACAUGGCUCAUAACUUUCAAGAAGUGGCUCCCUCACUUUUUACGGCAGGUGGCAAUGAGGGAUGGAGUAUAUGCUCUCUCAUCCCUGAAGGCUGAUUUCAGGGCUGCUUUUGGCCUGGAAUUGGACCAUGCCUCUCUUGGCUUCUCAAAGCUUAGUGAAUUCAUGAGAUCUUUACCAGACCUUUGUCACAUUAAGUUUGUUCCUAUAGGCAAACAGAAACCUGCCAAUCACAUGAUACUUUUGCCUAGCCUUUCUAAGCCUCGUUGUCAACCAGUUCAACCUUUAAAUAUAUGUAAUCCAUCUUGUGAUGCAAUUGAGUGCAGUAGUAAUGGUGAUUCUAGCAAAGCUAAGGGCUUUCAGGAUGUUCCAUUGGUCUCUAAUGAGAAUAAUGACUCGACUGAUAGCAGCUCUAUGUUGUCCCAUCAGAUGCUUGAACAGAAUCCAGAGGACACAUCAGUUAGUGUGCACUCCACUUUUCUUCAAUUUUUGAAGCCAGACCUAAUCUUUCAUGCUCGACCAUGGCUUUUUGUUGAAUGUGAUGGUGACACAGGAGAUACUUUUGAUAGAGGAGAAUUGGGAGACAGUUUUAAGGGGAUGAAGCACAGUCCUCAAGAAAGACAUUUGGUUUUGGAGGUCCUUGCCAGUAAAAGGAAUAAUUCAUCUCUGUUCUUUCUUCGUGAAUUUGAUUUUUAUGAUAACUACAAGGCAAACAUCGUACAGGGAAGGUGCUUUGGGUGCAACCAGCGUCGGGUGUUGUGGGCCAACUUUCCAUGCCAGCACUUGUUGUGGUGUGCUGACUGUAAGCUACAAAUGACACAGGCAGCCAGUAAUUUUGAGCACAAAUGCGUGGUGUGUGAUGUCAAAGUGCAGAAAAUAGAAUUGAUUUCAUGUCAGGAAAACUGUCAGACCACACAUGAGAGCCCACAUUGACGAGUUCCCACCUUUUAAUCCUAAUUACUUACAGAAGUAAGGCCCUUUAAGACACCUCCUCUUCCUGAAGUAUAUUCAAGAACUUCCAAGUGUUAUUAGAACCUAAUGUUGAACCAUUACUUCUAAAUCUGAUGUUUCCUCCAAUUGUAUCUGCUGACUGGUACAAGCCAGAAAGAGGAAAAGGCUUACUUAUGAAGUCCUCUUAUCUGAAAAUCUGUACAAACUUAUUACAAAACUAUCAUAUAUACAUUUGCGGUGAAAGCGGGUUACCUUGCAUUGUAAGUAUGCUUGCCUUUGGCAAAUGCUGUCAACCCCUUUCACCAAUUUACUGAUUUCUUCUACCUACUUGAGUUAGAGGAAUCUAUAUGAUACACAUGAGGAUGUAUAGUUCUGCACAGGUGUUUCUAGUAUUUCUGUCUUCAAUUGCCUGUUUCUAGUAAUCAAGACGUACUCUUUUUGGUAAUACACUAGAACUGGUGUAAAGUUGUAAAUCAUGGUUAGAAUGCUCAGACCAAAUCUGUUUGAAUGGUGCUUUCUUUCUUUCUUUCUU
Molecule: messenger RNA, 4107 nt
Organism: Hevea brasiliensis (rubber tree)
Lineage: Eukaryota; Viridiplantae; Streptophyta; Magnoliopsida; Malpighiales; Euphorbiaceae
Exons: 13
Coding region: 345-3557 (1070 amino acids)
Biological process (GO): protein targeting to chloroplast
Cellular component (GO): chloroplast outer membrane
Molecular function (GO): metal ion binding; protein binding; chloroplast targeting sequence receptor activity
Source: RefSeq, a predicted model, not a curated record